AUGUUGAUUGCUUUCGGGGAUGAACGGACCGAAGAAUACCAAAACGAUUCAGAUAGCGACUCAGACGAUAACGAAGACCAGUCAGAGCUUGCAAACGAUAACGACGAGUUUGUAUUCCGGAAAGGGCUGAAACAGCGGGCUAUUUCAAAAGCGUGUGAGCCAGGUGGAAAAUUGUGGCUGGGAGGACGUAGUUGA
Phytophthora nicotianae INRA-310 is the source of this 195-nucleotide messenger RNA. RefSeq lists its product as hypothetical. The coding region runs from base 1 to 195 and encodes 64 amino acids. NCBI's taxonomy places the organism in Eukaryota, Oomycota, Peronosporomycetes, Peronosporales, Peronosporaceae. The record is from RefSeq and is a predicted model, not a curated record. The transcript has a single exon.